AUGAAAUUGUGGCUUUCGCAAGCGUCACCCACUUCCCUGGGUCACGCGGUGGCGAAACUGGGCCCCUCGGCGCUUUGCGGCGUCUUUGGAGAGGAGUUUCGUCGCUCCACACACCAGCGCCGCUGUUGGCGAGUUUACGUGUCGACGGCCGUUCCUGCGACCCUGCGUCACGGUGCGUGA
Aspergillus melleus is the source of this 180-nucleotide messenger RNA. RefSeq lists its product as uncharacterized. The transcript has a single exon. Lineage: Eukaryota; Fungi; Ascomycota; Eurotiomycetes; Eurotiales; Aspergillaceae. The coding region runs from base 1 to 180 and encodes 59 amino acids. The record is from RefSeq and is a predicted model, not a curated record.